Messenger RNA from Propithecus coquereli (Coquerel's sifaka), 3332 nucleotides. RefSeq names its product taste receptor type 1 member 3 (gene TAS1R3). Gene Ontology annotation, biological process: sensory perception of umami taste; sensory perception of sweet taste; G protein-coupled receptor signaling pathway. Gene Ontology annotation, cellular component: membrane. Bases 1 to 2565 code for a protein of 854 amino acids. The transcript is spliced from 6 exons. Gene Ontology annotation, molecular function: G protein-coupled receptor activity; sweet taste receptor activity. The record is from RefSeq and is a predicted model, not a curated record. Lineage: Eukaryota; Metazoa; Chordata; Mammalia; Primates; Indriidae.
AUGCCAAGCCUUGCUGUCCUGGGCCUCAGCCUCGCGGCUCUCUUGAGUCCUGGGACGGGGGCCCCACUGUGCCUGUCACAGCAGCUCAAGAUGUCAGGGGACUACAUGCUGGGCGGGCUCUUCCCCCUGGGCACGGCCGAGGAGGCCAGCCUCCGUGGCAGGAUGCAGCCCAGCAGCCCUGUGUGCACCAGGUUCUCAGCCCCCGGCCUGCUCUGGGCGCUGACCGUGAAGAUGGCCGUGGAGGAGAUCAACAACGAGUCCACCCUGCUGCCGGGGCUGCGCCUGGGCUACGACCUCUUUGACACGUGCUCAGAGCCCGUGGUGGCCAUGAAGCCCAGCCUCAUGUUCCUGGCCGAGAUCGGCAGCCGCGACAUCGCCGCCUACUGCGACUACACACGCUACCGGCCUCGCGUGCUGGCUGUCAUCGGUCCCCACUCCUCGGAGCUCGCCCUGGUCACGGGCAAGUUCUUCAGCUUCUUCCUCAUGCCCCAGGUCAGCUACGGCGCCAGCAUGGACCGGCUCAGCACCCGGGAGACCUUCCCCUCCUUCUUCCGCACGGUGCCCAGCGACCGCGUGCAGCUGACGGCCAUGGUGGAGCUGCUGCAGGAGUUCGGCUGGAACUGGGUGGCCGCGCUGGGCAGCGACGACGAGUACGGCCGGCAGGGCCUGAGCAUCUUCUCGAGCCUGGCCAACGCGCAGGGCAUCUGCAUCGCACACGAGGGCCUGGUGCCGCUGCCCCACGCCGACGGCCCGCAGCUGGGCAAGGUGCAGGACGUGCUGCACCAGGUCAACCAGAGCAACGUGCAGGUGGUGGUGCUGUUCGCCUCCGUCCACGCAGCCUACAACCUCUUCUCCUACAGCAUCCGCUACAAGCUCUCUCCCAAGGUGUGGGUGGCCAGCGAGGCCUGGCUGACCUCAAACCAGGUCAUGGCGCUGCCCGGCAUGGCCCAGGUGGGCACCGUGCUCGGCUUUCUGCACCGAGGCACCCCGCUGCCCGAGUUCUCCAACUACGUGCAGACCUGCCUGGCCCUGGCCGCCGACCCGGCCUUCUGUGCCUCGCUGAGCAUGGAGCAGCCAGACCUGGAGGAGCACGUGGUGGGGCCGCGCUGCCCACAGUGCGACCAUAUCACGCUGCAGAACGUGUCCGCCGAGCUGAGGAACCACCGGGCCUUCGCCGCCUACGCAGCCGUGUACAGCGUGGCCCAGGCCCUGCACAACACCCUGCAGUGCAACAGCUCGGGCUGCCCCGCGCGGGAGCCCGUGCAGCCCUGGGAGCUCCUGGAGAACAUGUACAACAUGAGCUUCCAUGUUCGCGGCCUGGCACUGCAGUUCGACAUCAACGGGAACGUGGACAUGGAGCAUGACCUGAAGCUGUGGGUGUGGGGGCAACGAACACCCACGCUCCUCACUGUGGGCACCUUCCACAAGCACCUCCAGCUGCAGCACGGGAAGAUCUCCUGGCACACAGCCCACAACCAGACGCCAGUGUCCCAGUGCUCGCGGCAGUGCCGAGAGGGCCAGGUGCGCCGAGUGAAGGGCUUCCACUCCUGCUGCUACGACUGCGUGGACUGCAAGGCAGGCAGCUACCAGCACAGCGCAGAUGACCUCACCUGCACCCCGUGCAACCAGGAUGAGUGGUCCCCGGAGCGGAGCACACGCUGCUUCCGCCGGACGACCAAGUUCCUGGCGUGGGGGGAACCGGCCGUGCUGCUGCUGCUCCUGCUGCUGGGCCUGGUGCUGGGCCUGGUGCUGGCCGCCCUGGGGCUGUUUGUCCACCACCUGGACAGCCCGCUGGUGCAGGCCUCGGGCGGGCUUCUGGCCUGCUUUGGCCUGGCCUGCCUGGGCCUGGUCUGCCUCGGCAGCCUCCUGUUCCCCGGCCGGCCGAGCCCCGCCAGCUGCCUGGCCCAGCAGCCGCUGUCGCACCUCCCGCUCACCGGCUGCCUGAGCACACUGUUCCUGCAGGCGGCCAAGACCUUCGUGGAGUCGGAGCUGCCGCCCAGCUGGGCGGACUGGCUGCGGGGCCGCCUGCAGGGACCCUGGGCCUGGCUGGCGGUGCUGCUGGCCGUCCUGGUAGAGGCGGCGCUGUGCACCUGGUACCUGACAGCCUUCCCGCCAGAGGUGGUGACAGACUGGCAGGUGCUGCCCACAGAGGCGCUGGUGCACUGCCGCAUGCACUCCUGGGUCAGCCUCGGCCUGGUGCACGCCACCAACGCCACGCUGGCUUCCCUCUGCUUCCUGGGCACCUUCCUGGUGCAGAGCCGACCCAGGCGCUACAGCCACGCCCGCGGCAUCACCUUCGCCAUGCUGGCCUACCUCAUCAUCUGGGUCUCCUUCGUGCCCCUCCUGGCCAACGUGCAGGUGGCCUACCAGCCAGCCGUGCAGAUGGGCGCCCUCCUCCUCUGCGCCCUGGGCAUCCUGGCCGCCUGCCACCUGCCCAAGUGCUACCUGCUGCUGUGGCAGCCCGAGCUCAACACCCCCGAGUUCUUCCUGGGAGGGGGUCCCGGGGAUGCCACAGGCAGGGACAGCGGUCAGGGUGAGGAAGGAACUCGGAGCAAGAACAAGUGAGCCCCCACCCAGUGGCCCCACCCCCGUGGCUUCCUCGAGAUCUCCCAACCCAGCAACCCCCAAUGCUCUCCAUUAAGACCCUCCCGCUCCAGGUUCUGACCCCAAGUUGUCUGCUGACCUUGACCCCAUGGUGACCGCCAGGCCUGCAGCACACAGGAGGGGCCCGUGCGACCCCACCACCUGGGGCCCAGAGAGCCCAGCUCUGGCCCCGACCUGCUGGGCCCAACCAAGGCCUGCCCGGGGGCUCAGCCCCACUGUUCCAGAAGGAGCCCGCACCGCGGAGUCAGCAAGGCGGGCAGGAGAGCCCCCACAGCAGGCCCCACUGACCUGGUCAUGCCCACCUGGGGCCCCCACCCAGCACCCCACCCCAGCAUCGCGGGAAUGGGGGGGCACAGGCGUGUACCCAGGGAGGAGGGGGUGUCCUGCCCUCCCUGACCCAGCCCUCGUGGGCAGGCUGGGGUCCGUGCCUGCCACCAGCACCGUGGACAGAGCCCGGGCAGAGGUGGGGGGUCAGCACCACGGCCAGCACCAGCCACCAGGACCCCUGGAGCCAGGAGCCAGCACCAAGGACAGAAAACUGCCCGCCAGGACCCAGGACCCGCUGCCAGCCAGCACCAGGGACAGAGCGUGGGACCAGCAGGAGCAGAGGACAGCACCCGGCCAGGCCCCGAGCAGGGCUUGGGUCGGUCCUGGGGGCAGCUCUUGGCAGGGCCCUUGGGGGAGGCUGCACCGACCCCCAUGCCCCGUCUACGGCAGCAUCACCGAGG